AGGCGGCCCGAUGGAGCCCGAACCUGAGCCCGCCGCCGUAGAGGUUCCUGCCGGGCGCGUGCUCAGCGCCCGGGAGCUCCUCGCCGCCCGCUCGCGGUCCCAGAAGCUUCCCCAGCGCUCGCGUGGCCCCAAGGACUUCCUCCCCGACGGCUCGGCGGACCAGGCCGAGCGGCUGCGCGUGUGCCGCGAGGAGCUCUGGCAGCUGCUGGCCGAGGAGCGCGUGGAGCGCCUGGGCAGCUUGGUGACCGCCGAGUGGAGACCGGAAGAGGGGUUCGUGGAGUUGAAGUCUCCUGCGGGUAAAUUCUGGCAGACCAUGGGCUUCUCAGAGCAGGGCCGGCAGCGGCUUCACCCCGAGGAGGCCUUGUAUCUGCUGGAGUGUGGCUCCAUCCAGCUCUUCCACCAAGACCUGCCGCUGUCUAUCCAGGAGGCCUACCAGCUGCUGCUCACUGAGGACACCGUUACUUUCCUGCAGUACCAGGUCUUCAGCCACCUGAAGAGACUGGGCUAUGUAGUUCGACGAUUCCAACCAAGCUCCGUCCUGUCCCCUUACGAGAGGCAGCUGAACUUGGAUGGCAGUGCCCAGCACUUGGCGGAUUGGCAUGGCAAGAGGAAGAGGAGCGCCAGCUCUCGGUCCAUUAAUAAGAAGCCCAAGGCCCUGGAGAACCCCCUGCAGGGGGUGGAUGGGACACCUGAGAGCCUGGCAACCUCCAGCCCACCUCCCUGCAACCAGAACAGCCGAUGCCCAGAGGAGAAAUCCCAGGAGUCAAGCCCCGUAAAGGGCCCAGCAGCCCCCUUUCAGCUUCUGGGGGAGGGGGUGGGGUGCAGACAGGAGAGUGGCAAAGUAGAGAAUGGAGUCCAGGGGACUUAUAAGCCACGCUGGAACUUUGAGCAGAUCUCCUUCCCCAACGUGGCUUCAGAUAGCCGCCACACCCUCCUGCUUGCCCCAGCCCCAGAGCUGCUCCCAGCUAACGUCACUGGGCGGGAGACAGACGCCAAGUCCUGGUGCCAGAAGCUGAACCAGCGGAAGGAAAAGCUCUCCAGGCGGGAACGGGAGCGACAGGCAGAGGCCCAGUACUUCUGGGAGGAUGUAAACUCGGAUCCCGAGGUGCAGUGCUGCUCCAGCUGGCAGGAGUACAAGCAGCUGCUGCAGAGGCGGCACCUGCAGAAGACCCAGAGCCGCUCCCCACACCUGUGGGACCAGCCUGUCACCCCCUUGCUGAGUCCUGGCCAGGCAGACUCCCCAGCCACAGUCCUUCAGCAUAUCUCUGUGCUGCAGAUGACACACCUUGCUGAUGGAGGUGCCUGGCUGCUGGAGAAGUCUGGGGACUUGGAGAUCAGCUUUGAUGUUUACCAGGCUGACGCUGUGGCCUCGUUCCGAAAGAAUAACCCUGGCAAGCCCCAUGCCCGGAUGUGCAUUAGUGGGUUUGAUGAGCCAGUCCCAGACCUCUGCACCCUCAAGCGGUUGUCCUACCAGAGUGGGGAUGUUCCUCUGAUCUUUGCCCUGGUGGAUCACGGAGACAUCUCCUUCUACAGCUUCAGGGACUUCACACUACCCAGGGAUCUGGAGCACUGACCACCCAGCCCUGGCAGGGCCUGGGGCUUGCUCUGGGGGACCUGGACUGUCUACUCUCAGGGACCAUCUCAGCUGCCUCCUUCACCGAGACUCUGACCUGUACCUGCAGGGGCUAGUCUGGGCCGUGGCCCUGGGUGUCAGAUGCUUGCAGGAGAGUGAAGCUGUGCCCCACACCUGGCUGCUGCCGUGCUUCCAAGCCCCAGGCCUGAGAUUGCUGCCUUGCAGUGAUCCUUCUGGAACCCAGGACUAGAUUUUGGAGACCCAGAGAGGUGGGGCAGAAGAGAGGACUCUGUGCCUUUAAAUGAGAGGGUGCCUGCUUCAUACAAUAAAGCCAAAGCCAUUAAAAAAUA
Ceratotherium simum simum (southern white rhinoceros) is the source of this 1923-nucleotide messenger RNA. RefSeq names its product tRNA splicing endonuclease subunit 54 (gene TSEN54). NCBI's taxonomy places the organism in Eukaryota, Metazoa, Chordata, Mammalia, Perissodactyla, Rhinocerotidae. Gene Ontology annotation, biological process: tRNA-type intron splice site recognition and cleavage. The record is from RefSeq and is a predicted model, not a curated record. Gene Ontology annotation, cellular component: tRNA-intron endonuclease complex.